Molecule: messenger RNA, 750 nt
Organism: Gekko japonicus
Lineage: Eukaryota; Metazoa; Chordata; Lepidosauria; Squamata; Gekkonidae
Gene: PCLAF
Product: KIAA0101 ortholog
Exons: 4
Coding region: 100-456 (118 amino acids)
Biological process (GO): regulation of cell cycle; translesion synthesis
Cellular component (GO): nucleus
Molecular function (GO): chromatin binding
Source: RefSeq, a predicted model, not a curated record
GAAAGGGUUGUCCGCUUAGGACAGCGCGGGUCUUAGUCACUUUUCCGGCCGGACACCGAAGUGGUCUCGGGUGCCUGUUAAUUCUUGCUUGGCGGCGACAUGGUGCGGACCAAGGCCGACUGCGGGGGGACUGGCGGGGCUUACCGGAAAGUGGUGGCCGCUAGGGCUCCUCGGAAAGUCUUCGGCUCCAGUAGCGCUAAUGUGGACUCCUCUCCUUCUUCGCGGAAAGCUGAAAGCAAGUACGCAGGGGGCAAUCCCGUCUGUGCGAGGCCCACCCCACCGUGGCAGAAAGGAAUUGGAGAGUUCUUCAGCCAGACCUCUAAGUGCUCAGAGAAAGAGAACCAGGUCUCCGAUGAGGAACCAGGAUGCAGCGGAAUAGGGAAGCGUAGGAGAAAGGCUGUCCCUCUGCCCCCUUGCCCUGCUGCACACGACACCUCUGACGAUGACCAAGUAUGAAUCAAUCGGUUCCUGCCUCUUCCUGUUCAUUGAUUUUGCCACGUGCUGUCUAAUGAGGCUUUGUCUGCGUGUACAUCUGUAUAUAUGCGGUCUGAAUAUGGGUCUGUUCCAAAAGCAUGGCAGACUUAACUUUGUUUACUUCAGACAUUCUUAAUCUAAAGCUUGAGUGCUGGCUAGGGAAACUGGGAGAGCUUGUCAGUCCUAGAAGAACAGCUGCCGAUGCAAUAAGUGGUGUUUCUUUCUGCACUUGCUGACUUCCGUGCCAUAAUGUGUUAAAAACUAUUAAACUUUUAA